This is a messenger RNA of Chironomus riparius, 2309 nucleotides long. Lineage: Eukaryota; Metazoa; Arthropoda; Insecta; Diptera; Chironomidae. The record is from the annotation of a GenBank genome assembly.
AAAACGCGCGUCUCUGAAGUUUAAUUAAUUAUAUAUUAUUUUAGUUAUGAUAUUUCAUAAUAGCUGGAUUUGAGGGAGAUAUAAUUAAUAGUGAGCCAAAAGAAAAAUCAUGAAAACAUAACAAAUAAGAAUGGUUGAGAAGUCAAAGAAUGGCAGUAAUGUCUACGACAUUAUUUGUUAUUACAAAGACGAUAAUAAUGAAAAUCAAGAUCAUGGUACUGUCCAUGAAGUGAUUGAUAACAUUGAACAAGGGAAUAAUAACAAUAACAACGUGGAAAUAGCGAAAGUCAGCAGUAAGAAAAACAUAGUAGAAAGUCUAAAAUGGAAGCUAUUCGGUUGCUUCUUAAUGAACGUCCUUUUAUCAUCGCCAAUCUAUGGAUUUAUCACAAUCUACCUUCUACAUAAGGAUAAGCUUGACGGAAGCAUCGCCCUCAUAUGGAUUCCAAUUAUUUUCAAUGCCGUCUAUCUGCUGGUCACUCCGUGGCUAUUCAACACACUCAUUCCAUCCACAACACAUGCAAAUUCGAAUGCAAUGCGCUUAACAAAUCGGAACGUAAUCAUUGUCUUCACACUCAUCAUGUCGGCAGCUAUCUCACUAUCUGGAUUUACUUUUUCUUAUCUUAACGCAAAUUUCUUUCUUAUAUGUCUUCUCUAUGGUGUUAUUGGAGGCAUGUCGUCGUGCGUUAUUUUGGGUAAAAUGUUUGUGAUAAUCAACGGCAUAUUGAGAAAUGAGAGACUACACUUGAUAAAUUUCAUUUACUCAUUCGGUACUGGCUUGACUCAAUUUGUAUUUCCAUUUGUGACACAUUACGUCAUGUUAUGGUUUUGUCACAAUUGUACAAUUCUUAUUAUUGGCGCUCUUAUAACUCACAUCAUUCCAAUUGUAUUGAUUCUCAUUCCAAAUGAUGAAUAUGAUGGAAUAUCCAUGAAAUUAGAAAGUAAUAAUCUGGUCGAUAUGAGGAAAAAAUUUCCAAAUGAAUUGAGGAAAAUUGAAGAAUCUCGUUACAGCGAUAUUUCGUCAGCAUCUUAUGACUUUUAUCCGGAAAUGAUUAAGUAUCCAUCAGAUGUUCUCGACAUGGAUAACAUUCAAUGGAAGAAUCCAUCAAACUUUAAUGAUACAAGCAGCUCGUCCAAAAAUGAUAAGGAUGAUCAUUUUCUAGAAAUUCUCGAUAGUAAUCGUGUAAUGAACUCAGAUGGAGUUGAAAUACUCGAAACUAUAACCGAGGAAGAGAACGUUGAUGAGGAAACGAAAUUUCCUGGGGAUAUAAUAAUCGAUGAGAUGAAGCAAGACUCUAGAAAUCCCAUUGAUUUGAUUUAUGAAGAAGUGAACAAGAAGCAUGAAGAAAAUCAACGACAAAAUGAGAAUUACAAAUAUAUAGUCUUAAAGAGAUUCGUAUCUCAUAAAUAUGAAAAUGCAUUCACUGUCUUCUAUCGUCAAGUCAUAAAUCCGCUAAGUCGGUCUCUAAAGAUUUUCCAAUUCUAUCCAGCCGUGAUCCUUAAAUCAAUCGACAUCUUUUCAUAUCUUUUAUUUGUCACAUUCAUCCUACCAAAUCAGGCAAUGAGUCAGUAUCAGUUUGUGGAGCGUGAAAAUGUUAUUUACUUAAUCACAUUGAUGGGCCUUUGCUGGAUUAUUUAUUCAAUUGCCGUUCUUAAAUUUCAUAAAUCCCUCAAGCAAAAUUUCAUUCAUUAUUUUCAUCUCGUCGGGCUGCUCGCAAAGUUUUUUGGAUAUUUAUUCACAAAUCAACGAUAUUCAUUUAAUGGAUUUAUUUUCGGCAUCAUACUCAUCUCAAUGGGACAUGCCAAUUCAUUUCAUCUACAAGAGACCGUCAUAAGGAAUUGCUUUCAUCCAAGAAAAUGGUAUUAUAUUCGUGGGCCCAUUUACAGUUUCAGCGGAUUCCUAAUCCUCGUUUAUUGCAUAAUAUUUCACAUCCUUCAUGCUUAUCUUAGUUUUGUGACAUUCACAAAUAUUUUUGUAUUAUUUAAUUUAUGUGCCAUUUUAAUUUGGCUUCUUACCAACUAUGAAAUGGUUGUUUAUGUCUGUAGUAAAUAUUAGACUGAAAAAAAGUAUGUAAAAAAAUUGUUUUAAUAUUUACAAUUUACUACAUUUAAAUUGUUCUUUGGUUGGAUCAAUAGCUGGAAAAUUGAUAUAGCUUGAUUGAGUGCCUUUGUUCUGUACACUAGAUGUUGCAAUUACUAUAGAUGCAGCAACUUUCUGCACUAAUGAAGCAUCUGGGAAUUUAGAGAAGAAAAAUGCGAGUGCACCGAUAAAUGCAUCUCCGGCUCCUGUAAUCAAUAAAAGGAAAUCGCAU